CUGCGGAGUGCAGCCUCGCCUCCUCGCCGUCGUCAUCGUCUGCAACGACCACCAACACAUCCCGCAAAACCCCUUACGACUUCGUUUGAUACGAAUCGCACGUUUCCAUAAUGUCUGAACCAUACGACCCAUACCUUCCCCGUGGCGGCUCGUCCAACCCUUCUGGCCCGAGCGGCGGCAACGCCAAGACGGCCGCCAUCCAGCAGCAGAUUGAUGAUACAGUAGGUAUCAUGCGGGAAAACAUUACGAAGGUGGCGGAGAGAGGAGAGAGGCUGGAUUCGCUGCAAGACAAGACUGAUAACUUGGCUGUUUCCGCACAAGGAUUCCGGCGCGGGGCGAACCGUGUACGAAAGAAUAUGUGGUGGAAAGACAUGUAGAUGCGAAUCAUCAUCGGCGUCGCCAUUGCCAUCAUCAUUAUCAUCAUUGUCGUGUCCAUCGUCAAGGCCACUGGCCACUAGACGACUCUAACCCUUCCCAGCACCUCGACCGCGUCUGUUGUAUCUAUCCCUCUGCGUACUAUAAUUUCUCUCCAUAUUUCAUACCUCACUGUGAAAUAGCUCUGUUCUCGCUGCUCAGGGUCUACUUGUUGGGAUAUGGAGAUUCCUUCGGACUACUUCUAUAUCUCUGUGAUAUUAUCUGAAUGGUUUACGUGUUUGUAAAUGGACAAGAAUGCACUGCGUUCUGCACGGCGUUC
Molecule: messenger RNA, 694 nt
Organism: Gloeophyllum trabeum ATCC 11539
Lineage: Eukaryota; Fungi; Basidiomycota; Agaricomycetes; Gloeophyllales; Gloeophyllaceae
Product: synaptobrevin
Exons: 7
Coding region: 111-377 (88 amino acids)
Biological process (GO): vesicle fusion; vesicle-mediated transport
Cellular component (GO): plasma membrane; SNARE complex
Molecular function (GO): syntaxin binding; SNAP receptor activity
Source: RefSeq, a predicted model, not a curated record